GUGCGUUUGACAACUUCAUGAACUUGUGCAAAUGUUUGGCGCAUUUUCAAUGUGCAUUCGUGCAUUCAUUGUUUCAGUGCGAAAGUGAUGUAAUUGAGGUUAUACUUGAUAGUUUUCGGCAUUUAAUUACAUGAUUUCCUUCUCUGAUUGUGCAUUAACCUAACAUAUUAAAUAACUAUUUUACAAAAAUAUUAUUUACAAAAUGUUACGUCGUACCAGCCAGAGCCUGUUACGACUUCAAAUACUUAGAAGCAGGCAAAUCAAUAUUUGUGUAAUUCCAGUAAGAUGUUCGAUGGCGGUUGAAUACAGAAAUUUCAGUUGUGGUUUAGAAAGGAAUAAGAACUUAAUCUACAACUAUAGCACAAGUAGUAAUGCAAAAAGUUUGGAAUUUGAGAAGGCUUGUGUGGAAACUUUAGAGUCGCUCAAUGAUUAUUUUGAAGAAUUAGUGGAGAAUUCAGAACACUUGAAAAGUGCUGAUGUCUCAUAUUCGGAUGGUGUGUUAACUAUUAACUUUGGUGAACCAUAUGGAAGCUACGUAAUCAAUCGUCAAUCACCAAAUCAACAAAUUUGGCUGAGUUCGCCUACUUCUGGGCCAAAACGUUAUGAUUUUAUAGCAGAUGGUUCUGGUUAUUGGCUAUACAAACAUGAUGGAAUGUCAAUGCAUGAAUUAUUACAAAAAGAAAUUGAACUUAUAGUAAAAUCUAAAGUGGACUUUAUGAAUUUAGCUCAUGGAAGCAGAUAGACUGAUCUAAAUAGGGAAACAUAUAAAUAAUCAUUUAGAAUAUUAGGUCUUUCAAAUUUUACAAUAUCAUUUUAAUAAAAUAUCAUCAUGGAGGUAAUGGAAGAAGGCAACCUCAUGGACAGAGUUCCAAUCUUAU
Molecule: messenger RNA, 878 nt
Organism: Ctenocephalides felis (cat flea)
Lineage: Eukaryota; Metazoa; Arthropoda; Insecta; Siphonaptera; Pulicidae
Product: frataxin homolog, mitochondrial-like
Exons: 2
Coding region: 203-742 (179 amino acids)
Biological process (GO): intracellular iron ion homeostasis; iron incorporation into metallo-sulfur cluster
Cellular component (GO): mitochondrion
Molecular function (GO): ferrous iron binding; iron chaperone activity; 2 iron, 2 sulfur cluster binding
Source: RefSeq, a predicted model, not a curated record